Achroia grisella is the source of this 4263-nucleotide messenger RNA. RefSeq lists its product as uncharacterized. The coding region runs from base 1 to 4263 and encodes 1420 amino acids. The transcript is spliced from 2 exons. The record is from RefSeq and is a predicted model, not a curated record. Lineage: Eukaryota; Metazoa; Arthropoda; Insecta; Lepidoptera; Pyralidae.
AUGGCUCAGGUUAAUAAAAUGGAUAUUAAGAAAAAUCUUAAAUUAUCUGAAGCAAAACGUGCUCUUCUCUUUAGUCAGGUUCAAUCUAUAUAUCAAUCGUCAUCCAAAUUAACGACAGAUCGGACUACGGAGAUCUUUUUAGUGAAAGCUCGUGAAGUAGACCACAUACGAUCGGAGUAUGUGGAUAUCAUCGAUAAAAUUAAUUUAUUGAAUUUAGAAUUAAAUGACGAUUACGUUGUAAAUUAUCAAUACGUGAAUGCGUUCGAUGAUAUUUACUAUCCAAUUAAAACGGUUCUUGCGUCUUUAGAGAACAUAACUCCACAAUCUAUCCCGAGCCACGAACCUAAACACGAAAUAGAUAUUCCCCGCGUAAUUUUACCCAUGUUUGAUGGGGAAAUCUACAAUUUUCCAUUUUUUUAUGAAACUUUUAAACGUUUAAUUCAUGAAAAUAAAAGAUUAACAGAUUCUGAACGUAUUCACCAUUUGAUGGGACACUUGUCCGGCCGUGCUAGGAACGUGUGUGCCGGUCUGGUGCCAUGCGCUGAGAAUUAUACGGUCGUAUGGAACGCCCUUAUUGAUAAAUAUCACGAUAAGCGCGCGUUGGCAACGUCGUAUUUAAAUCAAUUAUUUUCUAUGAAACCUCUUAACGGUCCUUCGGCAGUAAAUUUAGAACGAACCAUAGAUAAAUUCGCAUCUUUAAUCGCUGCAUUAAAGCAGCUUAAUAUAAAUGAUCUGAGUGAUUUUAUUUUUGUCCAUUUGGGAUUAAAAUUACUAGAUUCUGAUACCGCUAAAUGUUUCGAAAAUUCCAUUCGUAGUUCAGAAGUACCUGACUAUGAUGAGUUUGUGAAAUUUAUCCGCGAGCAUGUAAAAAUAUUACAUCGUAUCAAUAACCGCACUGGUUCCGUCGGCGGGUCCGCCGCGACGGCGCCAGCUGCGAGCGCGCGCGCGCCGCCGCCCGCUGCUGCUGUUCGCCCGCCUCGCGCUUAUUUAGCAGCAACUACUGCAGCUCCCGCACCCGUUUGUAUGUCUGCGUCCGCGUUACCGGCUUCGUGUAAUUUAUGCAGGGAACCCUCGCCCUCGCAACUACAUCUUUAUAAAUGCAAGCAAUUUCUUGCACUCGCGCCUAUUGAUAGGUUUAAAUUUAUAAAAAGUAAUCAUUGCUGUGGCAACUGUUUAAGUCCACUGCAUUCUACGUUGAAAUGUAAUUCAAAAUCUUGUUGUAGUAAGUGCAAUAUGAAACAUCAUACGUUACUUCAUUUUGGUAAGGACCAGUCGCAAGAGUCGCAACUAAUCGAUUCUACUGCUAAUGUAGCAUUAGUUGAUGAGGACGAAAACCCGUCCUUUGAUGACAUUUCUGUACCUAACGUCGCCAUUUGUAGUUUGUCAUCAACUCAAGGAGUCAUGUCGCCACGUGCCGUGCGUGCCUCGACAGAAGUGUUGGCUACUGCAAAGGUAUAUGCCAUUGGUCGCGACGGUCGUGACGUCACAAUUAGGUGUCUGUUAGACCCUGGUUCCCAAAAACAUUAUGUUACGGCUAGAUGUUGUUCUAAAUUAGGUCUCAAUGUUAACCGUAGCGCACCUGUCGUUGUUAAAGGCAUAGGUGGCGCUUCUCAAGUAAUUAAGGGAUCUGUAAAUAUGACUUUCAAAUCACGGUUUAACACUAAAUUUCAGUUUAAUAUUCAACCGCUAGUGUUAAACCAAAUUACUUGUUCUCUCCCUACAUGCCCUGUAGACGCAAUUAAUUUCGAGAAUUUUAGAAAUAUCCCACUGGCUGAUGACUCGUGGGACACACCGGGUGAAAUUGAUUUAUUAAUCGGUGUUAAUUUGUUCGCAAGGAUGUUGUUGUCUGGUAAGGUAGUGAAUCCUCCAGGCACGCCCAAUGCCCUCGAGACUGUGUUGGGAUAUAUCGUGCUCGGGGAAGCGCCUACGCUUGCGCAAUCCCCGCGUUCAUUAGCGUUGUGUACUACCGCUUCUUGUCAAAUUGAGGCGUUAGUUAGAAAAUUUUGGGAAAUUGAGGAGGUAGAAUCCAAAUCUAUUCUUAAUGUAGAUGAUAAACAUUGCGAGGAAUUUUAUACUGCCACGACUACUCGUGAUUCAGCAGGCAAAUAUAAAGUGGCAUUGCCAUUUAAAUGUAGCCCCGACUUACUUGGUAACUCCUUUGACGUCGCAAAACGCAGAUUUUUAUAUUUGGAGCGAAAAUUUAUUGCACAACCCCAAUUAAAGCUUUUAUAUGAUGACGUCAUACAGGAUUAUAUAAAUAAAUUGUAUUUGUCGCCGGUGCAUAGUGCACAGGAACGAAGUGAUCGCUGUUAUUACAUUCCACACCACGCUGUAGUGCGUGCAGAUAAAAGUAGUACGAAGGUGAGACCCGUGCUAGACGCCAGUGCGAAGUCGAAUAAUGGAUUGUCUUUAAACGAUGUCCUGCACAGUGGUCCCAACUUACAAAGGGAUCUUUUGACUAUAUUAUUAAACUUACGUCUUUUUCCAAUUGCCUUAUCGGCUGAUGUAAAACAAAUGUAUUUGAGAAUAGAGGUACGUAAGGAAAAUCGUUGCUUCCAACGUAUCUUAUAUCGUUUUCGCCCUGACAAUCCUGUUCAAAUUUAUGAAUUUAAUAGUGUUGCCUUUGGGCUUCGGUGUAGUCCAUAUUUGGCAUUGCGCACCAUAGCUCAACUUGCAAUUGAUGAUGGCGCUCGCUUUCCUUUAGCUAAGGAAAUCGUAAACAGAGAUUUGUAUAUGGAUGACAUAGUAACUUCUAUUAUGAAUCCUGAGUAUGCUAUAAAUGCAUCUCAAGAAUUAAUAGCAUUAUUUGCGGCAGGAGAUUUCCAACUGGUUAAGUGGUCUAGUAACUGCAAGGAAGUUCUGUACAAAAUUCCAGAAGAUUAUCGACUGUCACAACAUGUAGAAUUUGAUAAAAAUGAUGUUUUAAAAAUUUUGGGGCUCUGUUGGGACCCUAGUAAUGAUGUUUUCACAUUCAAGGUUAUCCCAGACGAACGACCUUGUACUAAAAGAAAUAUAUUAUCUUCAGUCGCUCGUUUAUUUGAUGUUUUGGGUUUGGUAGCCCCGGUAAUCCUAUACGCAAAGCUGCUGAUAAAAGAGUUAUGGAUUCUAAAGGUGGACUGGGAUGCAACACCUCCUCCACAUAUAAUAAAGUGUUGGUCUCAGUUCCAAACGGAACUACCGCUUAUUUCGAAGUUAUAUUUUCCUCGUCACCUAGGGGUCGUAGAUCAAUGCUCCGUCACUAUUUUAGGUUUCGCCGAUGCUAGUCAGAAGGCUUACGGUGGGGUAGUUUACGUUCAUGUAACACAUGCACAAGGUUCAAACCAAAUAUCUUUGGUUUGUGCGAAAUCAAAGGUUGCGCCGUUAAAGGUAAUUUCGCUUGCUCGCCUUGAGCUUUGCGCUGCUGUAAUUCUAUCCCAGCUGAUUAAACGUGUCUAUGAAACUUAUUCAGCUAGGUACCCUAUAGAUGCAAUUUAUGCAUUUUCGGACUCCACAGUUGCAUUAAACUGGAUUCAUUCAUCGCCUCAUAGGUGGCAUACUUUUGUAGCCAAUCGGGUUACGAAAAUUCAGGAUAAUUUACAACCUGAACAUUUUUAUCAUAUAAAGGGCAGUGAGAACCCUAGCGAUUGCCUCUCACGGGGGUUAACGCCAGCUCAAUUAUUGAGUCAUCCACUUUGGCUCCAUGGUCCCCUAUGGGCCUCGUCUUCAAGGGAUAAUUGGCCUGUUAAACCCUUCACUGUGAUUGCUAACGUAGACAUACCUGAAUUGAAACCGGUCUCAAUGAUUUUGACGUAUGAAGAACUCUCAACCGUACUCACUCAAAUAGAGUGUUUAUUAAAUUCACGGCCUUUAACUGUUUUAAGUUCUGAUCCAUCAGAGCUGGAGGCUUUGACUCCUGCGCAUUUUUUAAAUACUUCUCCGCUUAAAAUGCUUCCCGCAUUGGAACGAUUAGAAGCCUCUCCUAAUCUUCUUAAGAGAUACGAACUUCUUGAUCAACUUAUUAGAUCUUUUUGGAAGCGUUGGCGUGGAGAAUACUUACAUACUUUGCAAGUUAGGCAGAAGUGGAACACUCCUGCUUUCCCUGUGCGUGAAGGUAUGGUAGUUGUUGUAAUGCAGGAUAAUGUUUUGCCAUUACAAUGGCCCCUUGGGCUUAUUGUUGGAAUUUAUAAGGGCAAGGAUAAUGUAAUACGUGUAGCUCAAGUGAAAACAAAGGCUGGUAUUUUACAAAGGCCGGUGGUAAAACUGUGUCCGUUACCAUCACAAUAG